GCUGCGUGCCGCGGCCUGGAGGUGGGAGUCGGCCUGGGACCGGGGGCGGAGGGGCAGGACCACCGCGGCCGCCGCCGCUGCACUCAGGCCGGGGGGAAGAUGUCCACCUCGUCGCCCGAGGCGGUGAAGAAGCUGCUGGAGAACAUGCAGAGCGACCUGCGGAGCCUGUCGCUGGAGUGUCGCAAGAAGUUCCCCCCCGUCAAAGAGGCUGCUGAAUCAGGAAUCGUGAAGGUUAAAACUAUAGCAGCUCGAAAUACAGAUAUUUUGGCAGCCCUGAAGGAAAGCAGCUCUGAGGUUGUCCAGCCAUUGCUCAUGGGAUGUGGAACCAAGGAACCCAAGAUUGCUCAGUUAUGCCUGUCAGCAAUUCAGAGGCUCAUGUCUCAUGAAGUAGUUUCUGAGGCUGCAGCUGGGAAUAUCAUUAACAUGCUGUGGCAGUUGAUGGAAAACGGCCUGGAGGAACUCAAGCUUCUUCAAACGGUCCUGGUCCUAUUGACAACAAAUACCGUGGUGCACGAUGAUUCCCUUGCUAAGGCAAUUGUACUCUGCUUUCGACUGCAUUUUACCAAAGACAAUAUCACCAAUAAUACAGCAGCAGCAACAGUGCGCCAAGUGGUUACAGUUGUCUUUGAGAGAAUGGACGCGGAAGAUGAGCAACAUAAAGAUAGUGACAGUCAGCCUCCUGUUGUCCAAGGAAACAGCAACAGAAGAACAAUCAGUACACUGAGGCCCUGUGCAAAGGAUGCAUACAUGCUCUUUCAGGACUUGUGCCAGUUGGUAAAUGCAGAUGCUCCGUACUGGUUGGUGGGAAUGACGGAAAUGACCCGAACAUUUGGAUUGGAGUUGCUUGAGUCUGUCCUGAAUGACUUUCCACGAGUAUUUUUGGAGCACCAAGAGUUCAGUUUCCUUCUGAAGGAAAGGGUGUGUCCCUUAGUGAUCAAGCUGUUUUCUCCCAAUAUCAAAUUCAGACAGGGUACAAGUACUCCAUCUUCCCCAACUCCUGUCGAGAAACCAUAUUUUCCCAUCUGUAUGCGUCUUCUCCGAGUGGUGUCUGUUUUAAUCAAGCACUUCUACGGUCUUCUGGUAACAGAAUGUGAGAUAUUUUUGUCUCUGCUGGUGAAGUUUUUAGAUGGUGAUAAACCCCAAUGGCUUCGAGCAGUUGCUGUGGAAUGCAUUCACAGGCUUUGUAUACAGCCCCAACUACUUCGGUCUUUCUGCCAGUCAUAUGAUAUGAAGCCACACUCAACAAAGGUGUUUAGAGAUAUUGUAAAUGCAUUGGGAUCUUUUAUACAAUCACUCUUUAUUACUCCCAGUACUGGAAACAACCCAAUCGCAAAUGCACAGACAGGCACGAGUGGAAUUGGUGGUCCUACUGCAGCACAGAAUGGCACUGGGAUGGGUGCAACAGUGGGAUUCACCCCACAACCAGCUUUUGAAUACAGAGGCACAUGGAUACCAAUUCUGAGCAUCCCCGUACAAGGCUCUUCUAAAGCAGGCUACCUAGAAUCACUGGACAAAGUGGAGCACCUACCAUUCCCUGAUGGCUAUGCCAUGUCUGUAGCAUUCAGUUGUCUCCUGGACCUGGUUCGAGGUAUUACAGCCAUGAUCGAGGCAGAAUUAGAGCAUGAAGUUGUUUCCCAGAGCACGUUUGCAAAACCGGAGACACAGCUGCAACCUUCAGAGCAGCAGGAAAAGCCAUCGGUGACCGACGAGGAGGCUGUUUCUCGAGCCGUGUGGGAGGAGAUGGUUGGUGCUUGCUGGUGUGGCCUUCUCGCAGCUCUUUCACUGUUGCUGGAUGCCAGUACUGAUGAAACUGCCUCGGAAAACAUCUUGAAAGCAGAAAUGACUAUGGCAUCCCUCUGUGGCAAACUGAGUCUCGUUACACCAAGAGAUGCUUUCAUCACAGCCAUUUGCAAAGCCUCACUGCCCCCACAUUAUGCACUGACAGUGCUGAACAGUUCUGGUGGCUUUCAUAAAACGUACUCCAUUCAAGGUCAAAGUGUGCAGAUGAUCAGCCCAUCUAGUGAAUCACACCAGCAAGUGGUUGCUGUUGGUCAGCCACUCACUUCUCAACCCCAAGGAACAGUUAUGUUGACCGCGAAGAAUAUUCAGUGCAUGCGAACUUUGUUAAAUUUAGCUCAUUGUCAUGGAUCAGUACUUGGAACUUCAUGGCAGCUCGUUCUGGCUACUCUACAGCAUCUUGUAUGGAUUCUAGGCUUGAAACCUGCAAGUGGGGGUGCUCUGAAACCAGGUAGAGCAGUUGAAGGACCCAGCACUGUUUUGACCACCGCUGUCAUGACUGAUUUGCCUGUGAUUUCAAACGUACUUUCAAGGCUUUUCGAGAGCUCUCAGUACCUUGAUGAUGUAUCACUUCAUCACUUGAUAAAUGCUUUGUGCUCCUUAUCAGCCGAAGCUAUGGAUAUGGCAUUUUGGAACAACAAGGAGCCUUCCUUAUUUGCGGUGGCGAAGUUGUUAGAAACAGGACUGGUGAACAUGCAUCGAAUUGAGAUUCUCUGGAGACCACUAACAGGGCAUCUUCUGGAGGUCUGCCAGCACCCAAAUGCCAGGAUGCGGGAGUGGGGAGCGGAAGCCGUCACUGCAUUAAUUAAAGCUGGACUGUCUUUUAAACAUGAUCCACCACUAUCAGAGAAUCAGAGGCUGCAGUUGCUGCUGCUGAAUCCACUGAAGGAGUUGUCCAAUAUUGCCCAGUCUGACAUCCGACAGAAGCAAUUGGAAUGCGUACUCCAAAUCCUGCAAAAUGAAGGUGACAGCCUGGGACCUGGCUGGCCUCUGGUGCUGGGCGUCAUAGGAGCAAUCCGAAAUGACCAAGGGGAAUCUCUAAUUCGCACAGCAUUUCAGUGUUUACAGUUAGUGGUGACUGACUUUCUUCCCACAAUGCCCAGCACCUGCCUUCAGAUUGUCGUGGAUGUAGCUGGCAGUUUUGGGCUUCAGAAUCAAGAGCUGAAUAUUAGUUUGACGUCAAUAGGUCUGUUGUGGAACAUUUCAGACUACUUUUUCCAACGAGGUGAAACGAUUGAGAAAGAGCUCGAGAAGGAAGAAGCUAUGCUGCAGAAACAGGCUGAGGAAAAGGGGGUUCCUUUACAUCGGCCGUUCCAUCCCGCUCCACCGUUUGACUGCCUCUGGCUGUGCCUUUACUCCAAGCUGGGAGAGCUGUGUGUGGAUCCGCGGCCGGCUGUCCGAAAGAGCGGAGGACAGACCUUGUUUUCCACAGUGGGUGCACAUGGAACGUUGCUCCAACAUGCGACGUGGCAUACCGUGUUGUGGAAGGUUUUAUUUCCCCUGCUGGAUCGGGUAAGAGAAUCAUCCACUACAGCAGACAAAGAGAAGAUCGAAUCUGGCGGUGGAAAUAUCCUCAUUCAUCACUCAAGAGACACCGCUGAGAAGCAGUGGGCAGAGACUUGGGUUUUAACAUUGGCAGGGGUGGCUAGAAUCUUUAACACCAGGCGAUACUUACUACAGUCUUUAGGAGACUUUUCCAAAGCGUGGGAUGUAUUGUUGGAUCACAUCCAGUCUGCUGCUCUGAGCAAGAACAGCGAAGUUUCUUUGGCUGCACUAAAGAGUUGCCAGGAAAUUUUACAGAUUGUGACCCCUGUAAAGGAAUGCGAUAAGCCGGAAGGACUUGCCGGAGUUAACAUGCUGCCUUUUGUGGGGCCUCUGAUUCCAACGGGGCCACCCAGAGUCUUGAACCGAAGCGAUUCAGUGGGGGAAAGGCUGGGACGACACAAUGCAAGUGAACUGAAUGCUGCCGGAGAUGAGAUUGAGGACUCUGCCCUUUGGUGGGCUGCAUGGAACACCUGGUACAGAAUAGGUUCAGAGAGCACCAAGCCUCCAGCCACCUGUGAUAAGCUGUUCUUCAUUCCAAGUCAGCCCUUCCUCACAGCACUGGUGCAGAUUUUCCCAGCUCUGUACCAGCACAUCAAGUCGGGCUUCAGCAUGGAGGACCUAAAGAAACUGGGUGUUAUACUGCACGGCGCUGUAUCAGUUCCUAUCAGUUCUGACGCCUCGCCUUUCAUUCUUCCAUCCUACACUGAAGCGGUACUCACUAGUCUACAAGAAGCAGUACUGGUAGCUCUCGAUGUCCUUCAAAAGGCUAUUUGCAUAGGACCAGAAGACAUGCAGAUCAUGUACCCAGCAAUCUUUGACCAAUUGCUCUCAUUUGUCGAAUUCUCCUGCAAGGCACCAACAUAUGGAAAAUUAGAAACAAAAAAUAUAGCAAAUGCAAAGUUUAAUCAGAUUCAGCUAUUUGCUCCGGCAGAGUGGGUAGCUUUGAAUUACGUACCUUUUGCUGAAAAGUCACUAGAAGUUGUUGUGGAUUUAUAUCAGAAAACAGCAUGUCACAAAGCUGUGGUAAAUGAAAAAGUCCUUCAGAAGAUCAUUAAGACCUUAAGAAUACCGCUCAGCCUGAAGUAUGCCUGCCCAUCAGAAACCACAUGGAAAAUGGCUGUUUCCUCUCUUCUUAAAGUGCUUUCUAUUGGACUUCCAGUUGCUAGGCAGCAUGCUUCCUCAAGAAAAUUUGAUACCAUGUGGCCAGAAUUAUCUAAUACAUUUGAAGACUUCUUGUUUACAAAAAGCUCACCCCCGGAUAAUCUCUCUAUUCAAGAAUUUGAGAAAAAUGAGAAUGUAGAUGUUGAGGUUGUGCAGCUUAUUAGCACCGAUAUAUUGCCAUAUGCAAACUUCAUUCCAAAGGAAUUUGUUGGCCAGAUAAUGACGAUGCUAAACAAAGGUUCAAUCCAUUCUCAGUCAACUUCAUUUACAGAGGCCGAAAUUGACAUUCGAAUGAGAGAGGAGUUUUCCAAAGUCUGCUUUGAAACAUUGCUUCAGUUUUCCUUCAGCAAUAAGGUGACAACUCCCCAGGAAGGUUACAUUUCUCGAAUGGCGUUAUCUGUGCUCUUAAAGAGGUCGCAAGAUGUGUUACAUCGGUACAUUGAAGAUGAGAGGUUGAGUGGUAGAUGUCCUCUCCCAAGGCAACGAGUGACAGAAAUAGUUUUUGUUUUGAAAGCAAUCAGUACUCUUAUGGAUUCACUUAAGAAAACAAAGCCUGAAAAUGUUGAUACCAACACCUGGUCGCAAGUAAUUGCUCUGUAUCCAACACUAGUUGAAUGUAUUACUUGCACUUCUUCUGAAGUUUGCUCAGCUUUGAAAGAGGCAUUAGUUCCAUUUAAAGAUUUUCUUCAGCCACCAGUAGUGAAAGUGCAAAACGGAGAGUCUUGACAAAUAUGAAAUUGCCACAUCGUCUGCAGGACUAUUAAAUGUCGAUUUGGACAGUUUACUUACCAGAGCACAAUCGGUAAAGGUCUGGAGCAUAAUUGAAUGUAAAGAUCUACAUGUGCAGACUGGACUAAAUAACAAUCAGGGGCCUUGUUUGGAAACAAAUCUUGCUGACCGUUGGGGUUAUUAGAUAUGCGUAGAGAAAAAAAAGUUGUGUAGCUGCCCCACCACUUUUUUUUUAGUGAAGCUGACCAGUGGGUUUGUUUUUAGUUAAUCAGCCUAAAUCUGGUGCAGUGAUAUGAAAAGUGUUUGAGGGAAGGGAGGGUGUGUGUACAGAUUGUGUUUAAAAAUGUUGCUGAUGUAAUUAAAAAAAUAUAUAUAUUCAACAUCAUAUAUUUGAGAAAUAGGCUGGCAUUUUGUGCACUUUUUAAAAAGGUACUAAAGUUGUGCACAGACCUAUAUGCAAGUGAGUACCAUAACAUUCCAUGUCAUGUGUGACCAGCCUUUCUGAGUAAAGGGAAAUUAUGUACUUGUGUGUAAAAUAAAUUGUCCACUUCUGUUACAGAGUGUGACCUUUUUCUGUGAUAGCUUGAAGGGUGUUGUGUGUCAGCACACUGCAGUACUAAAUAAUGAGUUCUUUACGUGGUUUCUGUCGUCAUUCACCUUCCAUCCAUGUCAGUAUUAAUAUUAUGUAAAUUAUUUUUGAUCUGACAAUUUUUUUUAAGUGUUUAUUGGAAAAUAUUUGGUACUUGACACUAUUGUGCUCGCAUUGUGAUUUGCCUGCUGGAAUACAGUUCUUUCCCAUUACAGCUGUACAUUACAAACUGUUUUGGUGCCCUGAAAUAAAACUAAUAUCUGAAGGGAGUGGUUUAGCAACCCUACUUUCUAAGUUUAAUCUUCUAACAGACACAAGCUAAGAUGCUGUAAAUGAUUUGAUACCAUCUGCAAUGCUUUUCCAGUUCUUGUCAGCUGCUCACAUUUUUUUUCCACUGACAUUUGACUGCCAAGCUUUUACACAAUAUACUAGUAAUUUUUUAAAAAAAGGUGCUUUUGUACAGUACUGUAGUUUUAAAUCUAUUUUUGUGUGAAGUAAUAUAAAAGAAACAUUUUUACAAUUGAAUGUGCUGUUCAACUUGAUUACUAUUAACUAAUUAGAUUCAAAUUCCAUAUCCUGGAUAAAUUGUACAAUCUUUAUAUCCCUUUUACAGUGCUUAUUUGUAUUGAAUAGUGCUGAUAUAUUUAAUGUUCUAAGUGGAACUAUGUGGUCCUAUGAUCAGAGGAUUUGUACAACUCUGAGCACUUCAAGUCAAGGACCAAGUGUCUUCUUCCAUUUAAUACCUUAUCACCUAUCAGCCACAUCUGCUGUGCUAUAGUAAUUAAUGCAAAUGAAAAUAGUCUUUUUAGAUCUGUAGUCAUGAAUUCAAUUUGUUUCUGCAAAAUCUUUAUGCUGCAUCAGUUAGUUUAAUAAUACAGUUUGAUUGCAGAAAGCUGUUCCUGUCACUGACUGUUAAAACCAUUGACUUGCUCAAUACUCAAUGAACCAUCCAUUCUAUGUCAGCAGAAAAUAAGACAGAAGUCCCCCAUGUCACUGCAACCAUUACACUGUGGCCAGCCACCCAAAGUUCUGUAAAAUAAAAAC
Molecule: messenger RNA, 6865 nt
Organism: Pristis pectinata (smalltooth sawfish)
Lineage: Eukaryota; Metazoa; Chordata; Chondrichthyes; Rhinopristiformes; Pristidae
Gene: mon2
Product: MON2 homolog, regulator of endosome-to-Golgi trafficking
Source: RefSeq, a predicted model, not a curated record